Messenger RNA from Parnassius mnemosyne (clouded apollo), 1074 nucleotides. NCBI's taxonomy places the organism in Eukaryota, Metazoa, Arthropoda, Insecta, Lepidoptera, Papilionidae. The record is from the annotation of a GenBank genome assembly.
AUGGAAAAUAUUGUUGAACAAAGAGUGUGCCUUAAAUUUUGUGUUUCGAAUGAUAUUUCAUGUGGUGAAUCACUAAAAAUGUUGCAAAAUACCUACGGCGAAUCGUGUAUAUCGAAAACAAGGGCUUAUGAAUGGUAUAAGGCUUUUAAAGAAGACCGAGAAGUAGUAGUAGACUUGCCUCGUUCUGGUAGACCUUCAACCGCUACGACCAAAGAAAACAUCGACAAAAUCAAGAAGCUAGUGCUCGAAAAUCGACGUAUGAAUCUAAGAGAGUUGGCUAGUGAGGUGAACAUAUCUUUUAAGUCCGUCCACAACAUUCUCAUUGACAUUUUAGGCAUGAAACGCGUCGCCGCUCGACUAGUUCCAAAAGAGCUCAAUUUUGUUCAAAGAGCGCAGCGAAAGCAUGUCGCUGAAGACAUGGUUUCCCGAGCUUCUACGGAUCCGACCUUUAUGAACCGUAUAAUAACUGGCGACGAGACAUGGGUUUAUGAGUACGACAUGCAAACAAGCCAACAGUCUUCAGAAUGGCGUCUCGAAAACGAGCCGAAACCCAAAAAACCGCGGCAAAGUCGCUCCAAAAUCAAGGUGAUGCUGACAGUUUUUUUUGACUACCGUGGUGUGGUUCACUCCGAAUUCCUUCCAAAGGGAGAAACAGUGAAUAAAAAAUAUUAUUUAGGCGUCAUGAAGCGUUUGCGUGAGAGUAUCCGCCGAAAACGUCCAGAUUUGUGGCAACACAACUCAUGGAUGCUGCACCAUGAUAAUGCACCAUCACACACAGCCAUUAUAGUGAAAGAGUUUUUAGCGAAAAAUUCAACAAAAGUUCUCGACCAAGCACCGUAUUCACCUGAUAUGGCUCCGUCUGACUUUUUUUUAUUUCCCAAGUUAAAAUUACCACUUCGAGGAAAACGUUUUGAGUCGAUAGAAGCCAUAAAAAAAAAUUCGCUGAAUGAGCUAAAAGCCAUACCGCAAAUAGCCUAUGAAAAAUGUAUGGAAGACUGGGUGAAGCGUUGGAGAUGUUGUAUUGCAAGCGAUGGGGCCUACUUUGAAGGCGAUAAAAUAAAUUUAGAUGAAUAA